Messenger RNA from Nylanderia fulva, 2069 nucleotides. The record is from RefSeq and is a predicted model, not a curated record. NCBI's taxonomy places the organism in Eukaryota, Metazoa, Arthropoda, Insecta, Hymenoptera, Formicidae.
UGGGCAGCGGAUGAUGAUGAUGAAGAAUAUAACGACGUAUUGAUUCGUAAAAACAUUCCAUACUUCCUAUCGAUGUCAGAGCGAGUAAUCACAGGCAGUCCGAAAGAUUGCUGCAUCCUCAUUAUCCCACCGACGAUCAAAAUAGCUCUUGUGAGAAAUAUAUGCAGAGAGUAAUGACGAUUGUGGAAGAAUGGAUAUAUUCGAACCCGUUAAAAUUUCAUUUUUAUCUAAACAUUUCUCAUGGAAUAACGACAGCUUUUUCAAACUUCUGUGUAAACAAAAAGUCAUGUGUGAGAAAUUCUAAAAAGAAAAUUAAAACUACUAUGCCGUCAUUUAUCGACGUACUCGAAUCACUCGCAGGAUCAGAAAUUCAUAAUUAUUUGGGAGAAUUAUUAAAACAACCGUUACCGGAAAAUGACAUCGAAAGAAUAAAUCAUGUCAUCCAGUUAUAUGAUAAAAUGCUCGAUUUUCUCUUACAUCAUGGAGCGUAUUUAAUUCAUGUUUCGACGCAAUAUCUCUUAAGUUACGACGAUUAUUUAAUUAGCAUUGACAUCAUACAAAAUAAUACAUAUAAAAGGAAAUUUUUGGAUAAUAGCCAUAUCGAAAUGCAAUGCGAACGAUUAUCUCCACAAUUAUUUGAGUCACGAAGCAAACAAUGUUGGUUGGACAUAAUUUUGCAAACGUAUAAGUGUUUUGUACUCCGCGGAAUACAUAAACAUAAAUUCGACACAAUAUCAUUCUUUGCAGCGCGUUCUUCGAGAAAAUCCACACUAAAGUGGGGAUCAAUUGUAUCUACAUCCAGCAUGCCAAGACAGGACGAACUCCAUGAGAAAGCUAUAUGGAAUAUUGUAAAUUUGUCGAAUGACAAACUCACUUCAGAUAACUGUUGCCUGGAAGAAAGAUUUCUAUUGUGUUGGUUGCAGUAUCAUUACGAGCAACAACGUGUACGAAAUUGGAUGACUGAUCGCCGUGUAAUUUUGAAUCCACGAGAGAAGAAGGAUGUGGCCGAACAUCGUGCGAUCCAAAAUUUUCAUCGUGAUUUGUCGGAUAGCUUAGUAUUAAUCACGGUUACAGCAGCCUAUUGUCCCUUCCUGAUCAAUGAAUAUUUUGGCAAUUUAUAUAUUUGUACAAGGAACGAGCAAGAGGCAUUGCACAAUGCUAUUUGUUUGAUCACUGCUUGGAGAAAGAUUCGCCUUGGGUUUAUGAUUACGCCAAUGCAACUAAUUAAUCCGAAUCAAGUGCAAAUGUUAAUGUUGGUCGUUUAUCUUUUUCAAACAUUGCCAACAUAUGUACCUCGCGCGAAGAUUAAAUUUAAUUGCCCGCUCUCCCAUACUAUAACAAAGCAAUUGAGCAUUUCGAAUCCGACGGACAACACUGUAAAUUAUUUACUUUCGUUCAUAAACAAUACCAAUUAUUUUUUUACAGUCUUGAAGCCUGUAUCGAUUUUACGAUUAAACGCUCGCAGUAGUGAUCAAAUACAAAUACAAUUUCAUGCCAGAAAAAUAAAGAAAAGUAGAGCAUAUUUAUUACUUUGUGGAUAUGCUGUUGGAUCACAUUUUGGAAGAAACCAAACGAUCGUUUUGGAAAGUCAUAUCGAUAAUUUAGAAAUUUCUAACAAAUACACUAUACAAAGCAAACUAUAUGAAAUUGUUGACACAAGUUUGCAAAUCAAUAUACCCUAUCGAAAUGCGGCAGAAUACGAUAUAUGGAUGACAGAAGAGCAACCGAGCCAUCCUUCAAAUCUGAAAAUGACACGAUGGUGUGAGUUGCGUGUUAGAAAAAUACCGAGAAGGCUUUUCCUGAAUCAGAACUCGAUAGUCGUCGAUGAAGGCGUAUCAAAAGCGUAUUUAUCGAUCAGUAUAGCGUGCAUUGCACCCGAGCAACGAAAAUUUUGGUUGAUCUUUCAAGCAAAAACUGGUGACUUUAUUAUUCAAGUAAAUACUUAAUAAAUAUGACUGAUUGUAAGUCGUGUGAGUUCAAGUUUUAUUAUGAAAACGAAAGUCAUCUGUAAAUCAUCUAUAAGCAGCACGAAAUGUGAACUAAUAUAGAUUAAAUCAAAAUGUAUUUAU